AUGAGCUUGCACGAAACCAAGAACCGCCACUCAUCACCAAGCCAGCCACACUUCCCUUCCAAGCUUCCACUCGCCAUGCAAGGCUCCAUCAUGGCAAGACAAGGCAAUGGCGCCACCGCAACCGACCUUGCGCCAACCUGGAAUGAUGCGGAAUCCGCGGGGAUGAGCAUGUCGGCUGGAACGCGCGAUUCAACUCCGCAAACGUCCCCAGGUGGCGUUUCGUUCAAGGCACCCACAGCAAGCGUGCACCAAGCCCCACACCACCAACACGCCCCUGCAUUCCAACGGAGCGUGGAGGCUGUUGCCUGGCAGCAACGCCACCAGCAACUGCAGCAGGUACACCAACUUCAGCAACAUGUGAUGCAGCAGCAGCAGCAGCAGCAGCAGCAGGAGCAACAGCCCCGUGACUCGCCAGAACAGCCCCGCUACGUCACCGCUGCCACCACCGCAGGCGUCAGCCGUGCACCCCACAUGGCCCCUGUCCCUGUCAGCGUGUCACGCGUGUCAACAACGCAGCAGGACCAGCCACGCACUUGCCCCCACGUCCAUGCCUACCAACAGCAACAAUCGCCCGCACAGCGACAGCCAUCCAGCGUGCUGCCAACCCGCCAGCAGCACCGUCAGCAGCACCGCCAGGCCAUGGCGUUCCCAUCUCAGCAACUGCCAUACUCCACUGCUGCCACCCCGAUAACGUCCAGCACCAUGGCUGACACCGCAACCUACCAGGAUCCGGGCAGCGGGAUGAUGGUUAUGAUGCACCAGUUAGCACGCCAGUCGCCACAGCAACACCCCGCUCCCGAGCAAGGGCACACGCACACCGCCAGUGCGCAACACGACGAACACCAGCGACACCAUCUGCAGCAGGGACCACAGCAACACCAGCAGGCACCUGCAGUGCCCGUGCCCAUGCCCCCAUCUGCGUCAUCCCUGAGACCAGGAGCCCUGAGACCAGGAGCCCCAACAGAGCACAUACCGUCAACGCCCACAGUCACAGACACGGGCUACUGCGCGAGCAGCGUGCCGCCACAGCUUGUGCACAUGCUGUACAACCCCUUUGUGUGGAUGCAGCCAAACGCGGCAGAAAUCGCAAGGUACCUGACCGAAGGUGAUCGUGCACCGAGACAACAACAACAGGUGCCAGCGCCAGCGCCAGCAUGUGCCACGGCGUCACGGCAUGGUGAUGGGAGUCAGGACGUGGAUGACACGGGCAGGGACGAGCCACCCGAGAAACGCGCCAAGACACAGCAAGAUCGGGGCGAGUGGAUGUGUGGGAGCAAUGUCGCGCGUUCCGGUUCGGCGGCCACCUCGCUGUUUGUGCAGCAGCUCACCGCCAGCGUACACAGUUCGCUCGGUCCCCUGCCGCAGCUUGACAGCUUUAUCCACCACUUGGGUACCGCCCUCUCCAGCCUGAAGACCAUCUGCAGCCGAUACGAGUUUACGCAAUUCGACCAGCGGCCCAAGGUGUCGGAGCUGUUGCUCAUCGCUUCCGCCAUCCCUUAUGGGCAGAAGGAUGUGUCGCCGACAGCACUACUGCUGCGACGAGUCGAGCUCACGGAAGUGCGCAAGAUUGACCGAGAGCGCAUUGAGGAGGCGCGGAAGGUGGUUGAUCGCCUUCCAUCGCAUCUCUUUCUGCACGCCGUCAUCGUCGGCGCCGUCCUGGCUGCAAAGCACGCAAGACAGCGGCAGGGGCAGAUUGUGUCGGAUGCGCUGAAGCGGGCCAUUGCGAAGCUGGAUGGUGAUGAGGCAAAGGUCAAGGCCUGGCUCACAACUCACCACCUUGACGACCUAGCGUCGUUCUCGUUACGGUUCGUGCCGCGCAGCCAGACGAACCAGCUCCACUUCUCCCCUCCCUUUUCCAAGUCGUGGUUAAAGCUGCAGUCCAACACCGCAUUUCAGCCUGCGUCAUCAGUGUGAUGUGUGCUUGCGUGUUACAUGCAUCACGAUCCCAGUGCAAGCAAACCAUCAGCAAUGAUGGGACGUGAUUGCACACGAUGCUGUAUUGAUGUCACUACAAGCGACUCUGUCGAAGUGCUUUCCGAUGAUGUGCUGUGGUCGACCUGAUCAUCACCACACAAAACACACACAUACACAUGUACACACAAGACAAUGAACACGUGCUGUUGUUCACCGCCAACUCACGCUCACCCCCCUCCUCCUCUUCUUCCUCCAUCAUCUGAUGCGGAUCUGUUCCUCGCUCAAACACGCACACGCCGCACCUGCAGACAUUGUGCAACGUGGCCAUG
Molecule: messenger RNA, 2243 nt
Organism: Salpingoeca rosetta
Lineage: Eukaryota; Choanoflagellata; Craspedida; Salpingoecidae
Exons: 5
Coding region: 1-1914 (637 amino acids)
Source: RefSeq, a predicted model, not a curated record